Messenger RNA from Liolophura sinensis, 2864 nucleotides. RefSeq lists its product as uncharacterized. The record is from RefSeq and is a predicted model, not a curated record. Lineage: Eukaryota; Metazoa; Mollusca; Polyplacophora; Chitonida; Chitonidae. The transcript has 3 exons. Gene Ontology annotation, cellular component: mitochondrion. Gene Ontology annotation, molecular function: protein-disulfide reductase activity. The coding region runs from base 108 to 464 and encodes 118 amino acids.
AAACGCGACUGAGAAUUCGACUGCUAAGAUCUGUGACUGUCAAAAUUGAAAAUUGGGAAGUGAAAUUAGGAAUAUACGAUACGUUGUCAGCAAGUCAAAUUCCAUAAAUGGGUAGCUCUGAGUCAUCACAAGUAGACAUGAAUUCUCCACAGGCAGAAUUUGUGAAAUCAAAGAUAUCAGACAAUUGUGUGGUAGUUUUCUCAAAAACGACUUGCCCAUAUUGCUCAAUGGCCAAGAGGACUCUUGAUUCAGUGGGGGCCAAAUAUGAACUGAUUGAGUUAGACAGAAUAGAGGAUGGAAGCAAUAUGCAGGACAUUUUGCUGACUAUUACUGGUGCCCGAACGGUUCCACGAGUAUUUAUUGGAGGGAAAUGUAUUGGCGGAGGUUCAGAAACAAAGAGUCUUCACAGCUCUGGUAAACUGGUACCCAUGCUGCAGGAGUGUGGUGCCAUAGUGGUGCAAUAGCGACAUAGUAAACAGUGGAGUGAACAGGUCUUUUUGAUAUCUUCUCAAAUAUCUCUUGUUCUCAUCAGCUAUACAUGUGGCAGUGCAGUAUAAAACUCUGGGGUGUACAGGUCCCUCUCACUUUUUCUCGCAUAUGUCGCAUGUUUUCGUCAUGGAAGUCCUUUGUAAUAUAUUUUUGUAGUAAAGUGCAUUGACAUGUAUUGUACACAACCUGACCCUGUAAACCACACAACCUGUCUCACCAUAAUUAUCAAGAAAUUGUUGUAAUGUUUAAGAUUCUUGCCAUUGGAUUGAUACAUUAAAAGUAAAAUCUGUUAAAUGGCUUUCCAUAGGUCAUAAUGUUUGGUCAUUAUUUAUUUAUUUAUUUGAUUGGUCUUUUACGCUGCACUCUUAUAUGACGGCGGCCAGCAUUAUGGUGGGAGGAAACCAGGCAGACCCCAGCGGAAACCCACAACCAUCCGCAGUUUGCCUACACGCCUUCCCACGUAUGGCCGGAGAGGAAGCCAGUGUGAGCUGGACUUGAACUCACGGCAACCGCAUUGGUGAUAGGCUCCUGGGUCAUUGCCCCGUGCUAGCGUUCUAACCGCUUCAGCCACUUUUUCGUCAUUAAGAUGACCUCAAAAUAACCAGGUCACAAGAAAUAUAAUGUGCAGGAUGAAUCUGUGACACAUAGGUGACUGUUUGUUGUAUUAUAUCCUUGUUCUUUUGAAAUGUCAUAAAUGAGAUCUGAAACAUUUCCGAGCUUUAUGUUAUAUUGGAUGACCUCAAUUUUUGUUGAGGUCAUCACUUAAAAUAGCUUGAAAUAUCAAACACUGUUACCCCAGGCCUGUUUUCUACAUUGCAGACCAUUUUAAUCAAUGAUGUCAAUUUUUCUCAUAAAGAUUCUUUUAUACAGUGGUAAAACUGUAGUCUUGUUUUCUAUGGAGUACAUCUUUCAUCAUGUUCACCACGUAUUGUGUCUAUACAAACAGGUGUAUCAUGUACCAGUGACAGGUGUAUCAUGUAUGAGUAACAGGUGUAUCAUGUACAAGUGACAGGUGUAUCAUGUAUGAGUGACAGGUGUAUCAUGUACGAGUAACAGGUGUAUCGUGUACGAGUAACAGGUGGGUUAUGUACGAGUGACAGGUGUAUCAUGUACGAGUGACAGGUGUAUCAUGUACAAGUGACAGGUGUAUCGUGUACGAGUGACAGGUGUAUCAUGUACCAUUGACAGGUGUAUCAUGUACAAGUAACAGGUGCAUCGUGUACGAGUGACAGGUGUAUCAUGUAUGAGUGACAGGUGUAUCAUGUACCAGUGACAGGUGUAUCAUGUACCAGUGACAGGUGUAUCAUGUACCAGUGACAGGUGUAUCAUGUACUAGUGACAGGUGUAUUAUGUACGAGUAACAGGUGGGUCAUGUAUGAGUGACAGGUGUAUCAUGUACGAGUGACAGGUGUAUCAUGUACGAGUGACAGGUGCAUCAUGUACAAGUGACAGGUGUAUCAUGUACGAGUGACAGGUGUAUCAUGUACCAGUGACCGGUGUAUCAUGUACCAGUGACAGGUGUAUCAUGUACCAGUGACAGGUGUAUCAUGUACUAGUGACAGGUGUAUCGUGUACGAGUAACAGGUGGGUCAUGUACGAGUGACAGGUGUAUCGUGUACGAGUGACAGGUGUAUCGUGUACGAGUGACAGGUGUAUUAUGUACAAGUGACUUCUGUAUUUCACCUAAUGUUGGGCCUGUAAACAGGAGCACUUUCAGAAGCACAUAAUGGUCUUAAUGUAAUACUGUGAUGACAAACCUAAAGUGUUUCUCAUAAGAAUUUAAUCAAACUUCACCCCAAAAAAAAGUGGCCAUAUAAGGUUGAUACUCAGAAUCACUUUUGGGUGAAAUAGAGUUAUACAGUUCCUGAAGCCACUUGAAGCCUCUAGUUCUUAGUCAGUUGUAAAAACAAAAAAUAGUUCCAUGGAAUUUUUUAAAAGCCAUUUUGUCUCUACAUCAAAAUAAAUUGAAUAAAUCAUUAUUUUUUUUUCAUCUGUUUUCAUUUACAUAAUAUAAACUGAAGGUUUAUGAAACUGAAAUAUUCAAUAUCUGGUAUCUCCAAUUGAUGUUCAUGUGAUCUGUAAAACUUUUCAGUAGAAUUAAAAGAUUUAUCCAGCAAAACUAUAGAUAUCUCUAAAUGUCUCCCUACCAAGUUCCAUUGUAAGCAUGUAAUCAAACUGACAAUAUGUACAUGAAAUACUUAACAUGAAGUGUAUCAGUUUCUUUGUUACCAGCACUGUACAUGAAUGUGAUCAUGGCCUUUGGGUUGUGAGAUUGUGUAUGGAUAGUAAUAUACCACAUUUUUACCAAUACCUGUUUGCUCAGUGAUGGAUAUUUAAAUUUACCUGAGUGUACUCACAAUCACUUCAAUAAAAUU